Striga hermonthica is the source of this 357-nucleotide messenger RNA. The record is from the annotation of a GenBank genome assembly. NCBI's taxonomy places the organism in Eukaryota, Viridiplantae, Streptophyta, Magnoliopsida, Lamiales, Orobanchaceae.
AUGGACGUGGGCCAUACCAUCUUAGAUGGAAAUGCGGAUGCUGUGGAAUUUUGUCCCCACGAAUCGUUCCAGAAUGUGCUAGCCGGCUCCACUUACGUGCUUCAGGAAGGGGAUUGCCCCAGUCGGUCGGGCUCUAUAACGCUCUUUGAUGUUGAUGCUGAUAGUGGCCGGCUCGAAAUGAUUCAGAAAGUAGAAACGGCUGGAAUAUUUGAUAUAAAGUGGAGCCGGGCCCACAUGCACGGCCCGGCCUGGCCCUUGCUUGCUCAGGCAGAUGCCGAUGGUUGUGUUAGGAUCUACAGCCUUCAGGGCACUGACUCGGAUGAUUCGGGAAUGCUUGGACAGAUUGGGGAGCCAUGA